This is a messenger RNA of Nipponia nippon (crested ibis), 2460 nucleotides long. The record is from RefSeq and is a predicted model, not a curated record. Lineage: Eukaryota; Metazoa; Chordata; Aves; Pelecaniformes; Threskiornithidae.
AUGGUGUCUGCUCACAAGCCACAGCAUUGUCACAUCGCUGAGAGCCACUCCAGGCUGUCCAACAGGACCAGCAAGACCAUGCAUGGAGGAGAUUCCCAGAGCAGGAGCAAGUCCCUGCUCAUGUCCCCUUCCUCCCUGAGCCACGUGAAGCUGGAGGUGACGGAGGCGGUGCUGGCUGUGGGGUCCCUGGUGCUAUCCCGGGAGGGGGAGUCCCAGGAGCAGGCUUUUUCCCAGGACUCGGGGCUGGGGCAAAACCUCUCAAACCAGGGGUCGGAGGUCUUGCGGGACUCGGCCCACUUGGCCUGCAGCCAGCCUAACGCCAGCUCCCGGCACCCCCGCGCAGCCCCCCAUGGCUCACUGCCGCCUGCGCCCACCACGGCCGGCGUGGAGGGUGCUGCAGGUCUCUUCCCUGGAGGCGCCUUCCCCGGGGGCGUCUUCCCAGGUGCUCCCUCCGCCGCUGCCCUCAAGGCUGCUGCAAAAGCUGGUGCUGGCAUUGGUGUUGUGGAUGGAAUUGGUGGUCUUGGUGGUCUCAGGGUCUCCACAGGGUGGGCAGGAGCCAAUGCGCCGGGGCUCAGGGGUCUCUGCUGCCUGCAGGUGCGGUGGUACCAGGCGGGGUUGGUGCGGCAGCGAAACCCCCCAAAGUACCAGGUGCUGGGAUUCCUGGAGCUUUCCCGGGCGGUGUGCUCCCUGGAGCAGCGACGUUUCCACCACGCCAAAGGCAAGGGAACCCGGCGUCUCCGGGGGUCUCAUGCCAAGCUCCGCGGGAGCAGGCGGCAUCAGCACCGGGAAGAGGAGCUGGCACAGACCACGCCAGGGCCGGCUUGCCCAGCCAAAGACGGUGUCCGCUUCCCUGGCGUAGGGGUGCUGCCCGGAGUACCCACUGGUGCUGGAGUCAAGCCGAAAGGUCCAGGUGGCUAUGGAUUGCCCUACACCACUGGUAAGCUGCCCUACGGCUUCGGGCCCGGCGGGAUAGGAGCUGGCAUCGGGAUAGGAGGAAAGGAGUCGGAGCACAGGCAGCAGCAGCAAAAGCAGCAGCGAAAUAUGGAGCCGGUGUCCUGCCUGGGGCUGGAGCCGUCCCGGGAGUCGGCGGACUGGUACCUGGUGUCGGCGUUGUCCCAGGAGUCGGAGUUGGAGGGCCGGCAGCGGCGGCAGCAGCGGCAAAGGCAGCGGCAAAGGCAGGAGCUUUCGGUCCAGGGGUGCUACCCGGGGUUGGCGGCGUCCCAGGUCUUGUGCCCGGCGUUGGUGGUGUCCCCGGCUUGGUGCCUGGUGUUGGAGCUGUCCCCGGGGUGGCAGGAGUCGGGGCGCCGGCGGCAGCAGCAGCAGCAAAGGCAGCUAAGUUCGGAGCUGGCGUCGGUGUUCCUGGCAUUGGCGGUGUUCCUGGUGUUCCUGGUGUUCCUGGCGUCCCCGGUGUCCCUGGUGUCCCUGGUGUCCCUGUGGGUGGCCCAGAAGCCGCAGCGGCCGCGGCGAAGGCUGCAGCGAAAGCCGCGGCAUUCGGUGAGUCACUGUUAUCCUUUCCCAGGGAGGGAGGAGGGAUGCUUGCAAAUGGGCAAGGUGGGGGGCACCCCUGGCACUGUGGAUGGAGCAGGGCGCGUGCCCGGAGUUGGCGUGCCCGGAGUUGGUGUGCCUGGAGUUGGUGUGCCUGGAGUUGGUGUGCCGGGAGUCGGUGUGCCGGGAGUUGGUGUGCCCGGAGUUGGUGUGCCCGGCGUCGGCGUGCCCGGUCUGGUGCCAGGUCCAGCAGCCGCCGCUGCUGCCAAAGCAGCCGCCAAAGCAGCCAAGUACGGAGUAGGUGGCCUUGCUCCCGGCGUGGGUGGCCUUGCUCCUGGCGUAGGCGGCCUGGCUCCUGGCGUGGGUGCCCUGGCCCCUGGCAUUGGAGGUGUCCCAGGUGAGGAGGAGGAAGGCGGGUGAGACCCGCCCCAGGGACACUGACCCCCCUCUUGCUGUCUCUGCUCAGGGGUCGGAGGUCCAGCCGCAGCAGCAAAAGCAGCAGCGAAGGCAGCCAAAUUUGGUGCUGGCGUUGGAGGGGUGCCAGGCGUGGUGCCCGGCGUCACGGGAGUGCCAGGAGUGACACCCGGUGUCGGCGUCGUGCCUGGGUUGGUGCCGGGCGUGGGGGUACCCGGUGCUGGCAUCCUCCCUGGGGCAGGCAUCCCCCAAGUAGGGGUGCAGCCUGGUGCUAAACCUCCCAAAUUCGGUGUUCCCGGGGUUGGAGUCCCAGGGGUCGGCGUCCCAGGUGGCCUUGGAGUCGGUGGCCUCGGAGUCGGUGGCCUUGGAGUUGGUGGGCUCGGUGCUGGGGUUGGAGUUCCCGGCUUUGGCGUGUCACCGAUAUUUCCAGGUGGGGUUGCCGGCCAGCUGGGAUUUGGUGGGAAGCCCCCCAAGACCUUUGGAGGAGCCCUCGGUGCCCUGGGCUUUAGAGGCGGCGUGAGCUGCGCACAAGGGAAGUACUGCGGCAGGAAGCGGAAGUAA